Molecule: messenger RNA, 2238 nt
Organism: Canis lupus familiaris (dog)
Lineage: Eukaryota; Metazoa; Chordata; Mammalia; Carnivora; Canidae
Product: collagen alpha-1(I) chain-like
Exons: 7
Coding region: 1-2238 (745 amino acids)
Source: RefSeq, a predicted model, not a curated record
AUGCCCCCUUCAGCCCCCAGUCCCAGCGGCGCGGCCCGACCCCGAGGCCCUGGGGAGGUCGCCGCGCCCCGAGGGGGCACGCCAUACAAGGGACUUUCCUCCUCCGAGGCCCCUGAGGAGGAGGGGCGGUGUUCCCGCUCCCUGAGUCACGCGGGCUCCGACGGUCCCCGCAGCCCCCUGCCCCCUGCCCCCUCCGCACCCCGCGCUCCCCGGCCGCCCCGGGCCGGCCGCGCCUCCGCCGCAGCGCGAAGGGACCCCGAUCCCGAGAGCGGGCCCUCGGGGCCGCGGGGCCCAGGCCCGGGCAGCAGCCGCCUCGGCCCCCGGUGCCACCCCGCCCCGCUCCGCUCUCCACCUGCGCCCGUCGUCCCGCAGGUCCCCAGCGCCUCCCACCCUCCCUCCCUCCCUCCCUCCCACUGCGCCCGGGAGGAAAUGGGGCACUGGGCCAGGAGGCCGCGGGCACCCCAGGAGCGGGCAUCCUUGCAAGGCACUGGGCGUGCCCGUGGGCGCUGGCAGGGGGCCGAGCCCGGCGUGCGGGCGGCGGCCAGCGUGCGCCCGACCCCCGCGCCAGCCACCUGGGGCGUCGGGGCUUUCCUCUGCUGUCCAGGGCGUCCCCGUGGCAGCCUGGGGGGGCGGGGAGCCUUCAAGCCCCCGACGACCUGCUGGGCCGGCUCUGCGCGCUUGGGCCUGGGUGGGCCCCGGGGUGAGCCGAGCACAGGGGGCCCCGGCGUACUCGCGGCUCCGCGCCAACCUGGGACGGGGCCCAGCCGGGGAAUGUGGCCCAUAGGAGGAGCCCCUGCCUUCGCGCCUGGCCACACCCCUGCCCCAGCCCCCAUGGAGCGCCGCAGCCCCGGAACCAGCUCCCCGGGGCCACACUGGCUGCGGACGGUCCCAGGUGGCCACUCGCGCUCAGCCCGCACAACGUCCUGCUCUCGGGGCCCUUCUUCCCCAGACAGUAACGCGGUGGCUGGCUCACGGGCACCCACUUGGCCCACGUCGCGCCAGACGGCCCGACACCCUAUGUCUGGGGGACCCCUGCGGCCUGGGGCUCCCACAGCCCUGGGCGCGGAUGGACGUUCGCGGGUAAAGCAGGGCCGGCAGCCCCCGGGCACCGCGCUCCCAAGUUCAGGAAUCCCAGCUGCGCCCGGCCUGGGCGCGGUUCCGCGCCGGCGCCUGCGUUCUUGGCGCCCCUCCGCCCUCCUUCGGCUCCCCGGGCCGGGCCGCAGGCUGCGCGGCGGCCGUGUCGCGCGGAGGCCUCACCUGCUGUCCCUGCGAGCGGCCCGCGACUGCGGGGGUGGCGCCGGGGUCGCCUCUGCGCCCGCGCCCGGCGCCUCGGGGUUCCGCUGGCGUCCGCUGAGCGCCGCGCGCCUCCACGCGAAUGGGCCGCCGCUGCCCGCCUUCUUUUGGCCCGGCUGGGAGCCCCCUGCGGACCACGACUGGGUGCAGCCUGCAGUGCGGGAGGGCGCCUGGCCGCGGCCCGGUACUGCUGACCGGGUGGGCACCUCCGCUCUGGCGCUGCCAGGCCCCCUUCCUCUUCCACAGGCCUACUUCUUGUGCAGGCUCUCCACGGCCUUGCAACCUCGCGCGCUCACCCGCGAGUACGCCGGGGCCCCCUGUGCUCGGCUCACCCCGGGGCCCACCCAGGCCCAAGCGCGCAGAGCCGGCCCAGCAGGUCGUCGGGGGCUUGAAGGCUCCCCGCCCCCCCAGGCUGCCACGGGGACGCCCUGGACAGCAGAGGAAAGCCCCGACGCCCCAGGUGGCUGGCGCGGGGGUCGGGCGCACGCUGGCCGCCGCCCGCACGCCGGGCUCGGCCCCCUGCCAGCGCCCACGGGCACGCCCAGUGCCUUGCAAGGAUGCCCGCUCCUGGGGUGCCCGCGGCCUCCUGGCCCAGUGCCCCAUUUCCUCCCGGGCGCAGUGGAGAGCGGAGCGGGGCGGGGUGGCACCGGGGGCCGAGGCGGCUGCUGCCCGGGCCUGGGCCCCGCGGCCCCGAGGGCCCGCUCUCGGGAUCGGGGUCCCUUCGCGCUGCGGCGGAGGCGCGGCCGGCCCGGGGCGGCCGGGGAGCGCGGGGUGCGGAGGGGGCAGGGGGCUGCGGGGACCGUCGGAGCCCGCGUGACUCAGGGAGCGCGAGCCGCGCCCAGCGCGUCAGUCCUGCGCCGCUUUCCUGUCCUGGCCGGUUUCUGCCGGUUCGACUUGCGUAGGUCCCCACCCCCGCCCUCCCGACCCCGACACGCCAGCCGGUGA